Molecule: messenger RNA, 6578 nt
Organism: Phlebotomus papatasi
Lineage: Eukaryota; Metazoa; Arthropoda; Insecta; Diptera; Psychodidae
Exons: 1
Coding region: 382-2082 (566 amino acids)
Source: RefSeq, a predicted model, not a curated record
ACAUCCCGCACGCAGUCCAUAGACCCACAAAUCGAUAACGUUUUUAAUUGUAAAUAUUAGGAUUAUUUUCUCUCUCUCCCCAAUUUUAUAUGAUUAUUAUUUACUUGUACGUUAAAAUGAGAUGUCGUCUCGAGGAGUCACUUCAGUUUGUCUCCUGCAUUCGAAUCGGACACUUUACAAAUUGUCUCGCCAAAAGUGCCUGGACAUUUUUUUGUUUUUUGUAAAAUUAAUUUAAAAAUAAGUGUGUUGAAUAAAGUUUAUUGUGCCAAAGUGAAUUAACAAUGAUUUUGUGAUUUUGUUGAGUGUUUUACAAUUAAUUCCGAAAGUUUAAGAAAAGGAAUAAAUAAAUUGGAAAGUGAAGAUUUUACUGGGGAAUUCAUCAUGCCGAAUACGAACGUUGAGAAUUUAUUUGGAUCUUGGAUGGCAAGGAAUGAGGGACGUGCUGGAUCUUCCAGUCCUAAAUAUACCCCAUUCAAUUCUCGUCACAAUUCACCGGUUUCACUGCCCUCAUCACCAAUUUCCACAUCACCCUUGUCCACGUCUCCACCGUCUACGUUGAGGCGUAGCUACUCGAGUACUUUUACUUUGAUUCCUGAAGAUCGGGCAGUUGAUGAGCCUAUAAUGAUUCAGCAGGGAAAUUAUCGAACAGAUUCCCAUGGAUUGUUCUUCAGGCUUUUGCUGUGGUGGCCAAUUUUUCUGCUGAAACUCUUCCAGUUGGUCUUUAGGAAGGUGUCGGGUUUUGUGUGGAAUCCUUUUCGCAUAGCAGCACCGACUUUCUGGAUAUCAGCAGGAUUGUGGAUUUUUUGGAAGUUUGUUGGGUUUCCAUUGGCUCUGUUUAAGUGGAUUUUGAUUCGUCUGCAUACGCCAUCGGCAGAGAGAAAUCGCCGGAAGAGGACGGUGCUGAUUAGUGGAGGCAGUACCAUUCAGACACUGCAUCUGGCCAGGAAUUUCUACACUGCUGGCUCGAGAGUUGUGGUAUUUGAGUUUGAGGGACUCUUUGGGCUGGCCAGAUUCUCAACGGCAGUCAGUAAAUUUUACACAGUGCCGUGUCCAGCUCCAGAUUCAGCCCAUGAAUACGUGGCAGCUCUGUGUGAGAUUGUGGAGAAGGAGAAGCCAUCUUUCUACAUUCCAACUUCUGCCACGAGUGCUGCACACUAUGAUGCUCUGGCUAAGCCUCAUCUUGAGCUCCUGGGAUGUCUGUCCUUCAUCCCAGGUGCUCAGGAAGUUUCAGUGUUGGAUGAUAUAAUGGAAUUGAUGGUGAAGUGUCGAUCAAAUGGAAUUGCCUUGCCGCCACAUAGGAUUGUCCAGAGCAAAGAGGAUCUCUUCAGGCUGUAUGACAUUGGAUGGUUGUCAGGAUUCAGGAAUAUUAUAAUAUCAGCUGGACCAAUGGGAAUUCUCGAACGCAAUAAAUUCAUUUUGCCCAGCAACAGACGUGAUUUGAGACUGACUUAUGAGAUCAGCGAACAACGCCCAUGGAUGGUUAUUAGAGAUCUUCCAGGAUCUCACUAUAUCACCUGCACUACAAUCAAAGAGUCCAGAGUUGUGGCCAAUGUGACGUGCCUGGUGAAUUCUGAUACGAAAAGUCUCGUGCCUGAGUGCAAUGAAGAGGUGGAAAAAUGGCUGAAGGAUUUCUUCAAUAAGAUCCGCUUCCAGCGUCCAAUCAAUGCUCACGUGAGCUUCAGACUGGUCAAGUGUGAUCUCAGUGGAAAUCUUUUGCCCAUGGGAACAAGAGUUGGAGUAUCUCUGCCCUAUAUCUGCUACACUGGUGUUCAUCCUCGGGUUCUGUGGAAGCCCUGCCCACAUUUUUCCCGGCAGAAUUCUGGUCCUCUUGUCCAGGAGGGUGGAAGGUACUGGAUGCAUGAAGCUGUCCUCAAUACUCUUCGUCAUCCUUCGGUGGAUGCUGUUGGGAAGCUGAUUGGAACGGUUCUCGAUAAAAGGGAAGCUCUAUUUGUCUUCUGGGAUCCACUUCCUUACUGCGCCUACUAUCACUUCCAGCUGCCCUUCAAUUCCGUCAAGCAAUUCCUGCAGAAGAGGCAAGCUUCGCGCCACACAGCAACUACAAUGACGGCACCAGUUCAUUAACCAUCUUCAUUUUUUUUUCUUACUGAAAUCCCUCGUGAGAGAUUAAUUUUUUUUUGAGUGUAUUGUGAUUCUCUUAAGCAUUCCCUUCCCUCUUGUACACUAAUCUCAAUCUAAGCACUGUUGAUGAAGUGAUGUGAAAAAAUUUGCAAGGAGGAUUUAUGUUUUAUAAUUGAUUCACUGAGAGAAAUCCGAAAAAGUUAAAAUAACAUUCCGGAAAUGUUAAUUUUACCCUGCAUUAUUGAUCCGAAAUCGGUGUAAAUAUUGCCCUUUUUAGGUGUAUUGGGGGUAAAAGUUACCCUUUUUCAUGUUAAUUUUACCCUUAAAAAGGUGUAAAAUUAACAUUAAAAAAUGUUGAUAUAUUUUUACACCUUAAAAUGUUAAAGUUACGAGUAAAAAAAAGUUAAUCGCACACUUUUUUUUUCUCAGUGUUCGAAAAAUGUCUGUUAAGCAGACUAACUGUGUUAUCACACUUGCAACUUUAAAAUUUUAAUAUGAUUGACAUUAAUUGUCGCUGGUGAGAGUCCAAAGGUGUAAUUUGUGUGUUUCAUAAAUUUUAUAUUCAAAAUUUUAUCUAUGUGUAUCCUUACUCAUUACACAAAAACUGAAUCUUUGUGUUACCUUUCUCAUUAUACAAAAAAAAAAUUCUUGGGUAACUUUGCUCAUUACACAGAAAAUGUUUCUUGUGUAAUUUUGCUCUUGGCACAAAACAUGUUUCUUGUGUGACCUUUCUCAUUACACAAAAAUGUAUCUUGUGUAUCCUUGCUCUUUGCACAAAAAAAUAUAUAUCUUUGUGUAUCCUUGUUCUUUAUGCAAAAAAUGUGUUCUGUGUUACCUUUCUCAUUAUACAAAAAAAUGAUCCUUGUGUAACUUUGCUCAUUACACAAAAAGGUGUCUUCUGUAAUUUUGCUUAUUAUACAAAAUUAUACCUUGCUCUUUAUACAAAAAACAUUUUUGUGUGACUUUACUUAUUACAUAAAAAUGUAUCUUGUGUAUCCUUGCUCUUUACACAAAAAUUGUAUCCUGUGUAAUUUUGCUCAUUACACAAAAGGGAUUUAAAAAAAAAAUUGUAAAUAUUUGUCAAUUAAUUCUAAAUAAUUCCUCCUUGGAGAACUUUAAAUAUUGAUGAUGAAACUCUAUAAUAUUAAAGCAACUCAGUGGACUUGGGACUUAUUUUUUAUAAAUAUUAAUCUAAGGCAAUGCAAAAAAAAUUCCAACAUGUUGCAAAAUAUGACACUUCCCUUAAGAAAUAUCAAUUGAUUUUUAGGUUAUUUAGUAAGUAAAAGCUAUAAUAGAAUUAUGUAACUCAGAAGUACAAUUAAUCAUGGACAAUAUUAGUGUGUAAAUAUUAUGUUUUUUUUUCGUGGUGGAAUUGGUGUAAUUUCCUUUCCACACGAGAUUGAUAACUUUCAACAAUACUCUUAUUGAACUUCUGUAUAGCAAGAGAUAAAAGAUGACUUGGUUUUUGCCUUCAAUAUACUCUCUUGAUUGUGUGUUAAUUUUAUUCAUUAAUUUUUUAAUGAUAAAGUUGGAAAGAUGUAAAAACAGUUCAAAGUUUAUACCUCUAAUGAUAUUUUUAUUGAAUAUUGUUUUGAUUCAGUCUCUUUAGAAUUAUUUUUGUGACUUUUAUGAUAUUAUAAUAUGUGUUUGAAUGAAAUUCACUUUUUGAAUGAAGUAUUGGCGCAGACAACAAAAAAUUAUUAUUGCUUGAACUCUGUAUAGAAAAAAUAUAAUCGUUAUGUUAUUUAUUUGUAUGUGCAAUUUUAUUAUUACACUUUUGUUUCUACUGAUAUUUGAAAUCUACUUACAGUGUGACAUAAAAGUUUCUAUAUCAUGAAUAACGAUAAGAAAUUGAACGAAUUCCAAUAGACUGACUUUAUUAGGAAAAUCUUUAAUUUAUUCCACAUGGGAGUAAAUUCUAAUUUAAUAAUUAUUCAUAUGGAUUUAAUUAUUUAAUUCCACAAAAUCUUUGAGUUAUGCACUACGUUUUCUGAUUGGCUGGAGCUUAAAAGCUCUUAAAAGCUCUUACAAGCUCCAGCCAAUCAGAAUAAGCGAUGGAACUAAAAUAUUUUAUGGAAUAAAUUUUUACAUUCCUUAUGCAUAAUACUCUAAACUUUUUUAUCACACUGUAAAAAAAUAUUGUGAAAGGGAUUGGAGAUUUAUGAAUGAACUAAAAUAAUAUGAGAUAUGUGAAUAUUUUGAUAAAAAUACCUGUAGUAGAUAUAAAUAUAUUUUAAAAACAAAUAUCAUGCAAGCACUUAUUUAAAGAAGAAAUACAAUUAACAAACUUAUUUAUUUUAGAAUGCUAUAUAUUACAAAAUUUACUAUUACUUAAAAUGGUGCUAUAAAUUAAAUUUAAGCUAUUUAAUAACAUUAUGCAACGAUUUUGAAUUCUUUUUGUGGUUUAGGGGUGUCAUUCUAUCUCUGUUUUUUUGGUUUGGAUCAAUCAUCUUCGAAACAAAUCUUAUAACAGUGCCCACUGACAGACGCUGAAAAUGACAGAUAUCCGCUUCGUUAUUCGAAUGGAUUUUUUAAUUUGUUCAACGUCUCGAAAAGAAUUAUUAGAAUGAAAGUUUUAAAUAAGAUUAAAAAGACAUAAUUAGAGAAUUCUAUGCUAUUACACUUCAUUUAUUAAACGAAAAAUUACAGGAUAAUUCAUUUUCAUUGCUGAACACACAUGCAUACAUAACCUCAAAAUUAUUUUAAAUACAACCGUCGAGAACUCGUCCAGAUUAAGCCGAUACGGGUUAGAGAACGAGCUCUGCAAUUUGGUUUUUUGAUCUUUAGCGCCCGCAAUUUUGGCAAAACUGUUUUGUCGUUUUUUCAGUACUUUUGUAAUUAUAGCUCUGAUUCUACUAAACCGAUUUUAUUCUUCAUAAAAGAGAAGUUGAAGGUCUUUAAAUGUGAAUUCUCUAGAACUUGAGAAGUUUUAAAAAUAAACACCAUAGGCGCUGAGGUCGCAUUUAAAUAAAGAAAUUUUGUAAUCCAAAAUUCAUUUUUCCACACAGAAAAACACAUUUGGUAAAAUUGUUCGUAAAUGUUUGUGAAAUUCUACUGGGAACUUACAAAAUACUCGUAAAUAAAAAGAGUGUGUUGUAAGUUUACGAAAUAAAUAAAAAAUGGUUUUGCUGCAGAUAGGUAAGGGUUCACUGAAAACCCCAUGUCAAUGUCUCUUACCGUUUGGCCUUCGAAAAAAAAAAACGGACAAACACUCGAAAAAAUACACAAAAAAUGGGGAAUGCACAGAAAAAAAAUAUCGUGAAAAUGUUUGUAAAUGUUUGUGACUUCCUACUGUGAACUUACAAAAUGUUCGUAAACCUAUAACCUUCUGAAAAAAUCCUAAAAGUUUGUACUUUUUCACAAACAUUGUUCUUAGCGUGAUCAUUUGACGAGUAUUUUUUAUACUUUUACAAACAUUUGUUCGUAAAUGUUCGUAAACACACAAAAAAUGUUCGUAAAUUUUAUCUUUGUUUGUCUGGCAAAAAUUUACAAACAAAUGACAAAAUUUUACGAACAUUUACGAACAAAUGUUUGCGAAAAAUUACAGACUUUUACGAACUUGUUUGUUGGUUACACGUUUUAUCAGUAUUUCGUAAGUCUCCAGUAGAAAUUCACGGACAGUUACGAAUAAUUCUACAUUUUUUUUCUGUAAAAGAACAAAAACUCCUUGUUAAUUGAUUAUGUCACGAACAAAGCUUUUUAAAAAAGUACAAAUUUACAAGCGAUUUACAAGCGCUUUGAAAGUCCCAAAUGGGAGAUCACAAACAUUUACGAACAUUUUUAAUUUAUUUUUUUCCGUGCAUUCUCCAUUUGCGUAUUUUUCUCGAGUAUUGUACGUCUGUUCAAAGACCAAACGGUAAGAGAUAUCGACUUAUGGUUUUCAGUUAACCUCUCUCUAUUUCCUUGAAAAACAUAUUUUUCGUUUAUUUCAGAAACUGCUAACAGAAUCUUGUCAUAGUUCAAAACUUGUCUAAUUUGUCAGAGGUUCAGAGGCUAAACGGUAACAGAUACCGACUUCUCGUAUUCGCUGACCCCUCCCCCACCAUUUUCUUCUAAUUUAGUUUAUUUUGUAUCUGAUUGAACCAAAUCAACAAUAAAAAACCAUCAUGAAAUCCCAAAUUGAAAUUCAUCGUUGCAUAGUGUAAUAUUUUGUGAAGAUAAUGAAGAAGAUUUUUUCGUAUAUUUUAUGCGGAAUAUGAUUAAUAAUAAGACACUAUCGAUGUAAGUUGUUCAUUUAUUUUUUUGGCUUAAAAGAAAAUAUCCUCUCGUAAAUGUUUCUAUCUGUAUACUUCCUCGAAGCCAUGAUAAUCCAUAAAAUAUGUACAUGGGAAAACAAACUGAAAUAAUAAACGGCGAAAAAGGAGGUUUUGCUUUUGAUUUAUAUCAAGCGAUAGUUUGCGUGCACUUACUUACCUAAUAUAUAGCGAUAAAGUCAAGCAAAAAUUUCCUCACAUUCCUCACUAUCACCAUCCUUAUAAAAUAUAUAUUGAUUGACUAUU